UGCUGCUCACCUGGAACAGCGCAGCGUGCAGUCAGACAGGCAGACAGACAGACAGACAGACAGGAGGACAGGCAGGUACACUGCACGGAGGAGCGGAGCAGGAAGAACGAGCAGGUCGACCUCUCCUGAUUGUUGCCUACUUUUUCCAUACUUACCCCAGGCGCUUUCAAACCUGCCCUGUUUCCAAUACGCGAUUAAUGUAUGAAAGUGAAGCGGCAGCAGAGGAAACAUGACGGAGAAAGGAAAGAAGCUGAUCCUGAUCGCGGUGGAUAUUCUCUGUGUCUUUGUUGCUGCUCUGCCCUCUGCCAUCCUGACUCUGAUGUUCUCUCCGUACCAAAGAGGAAUCUACUGCGAUGACGAAAGCAUCAGCUACCCCUACAGGAGAGACACCAUCUCCCAUGGAGGCAUGGCUGCCGUCACCAUCAUCUGCUCCAUUGUCAUUAUCACUACAGGAGAGGCCUACCUUGUGCACACAAAGCGUCUGCACUCCAACUCCCAGUUCAACCAGUACUUGUCCGCUCUUUACAAGGUGGUGGGCACCUUCCUUUUUGGAGGAGCCGUCAGCCAAUCACUGACCGACCUGGCCAAGUUCACUAUCGGUCGACCCCGUCCAAACUUCUUAUCCGUUUGCAAUCCAGUCAGCUGUAACGGAUACAUGCUGCAUAUCAACUGUACUGGCAACCCUCGCAAUGUGACUGAAUCAAGGUUAUCAUUCUAUUCGGGCCACUCGUCCUUUGGGAUGUACUGCAUGCUCUUUCUGUCGCUUUAUGUUCAGGCCCGGAUGCAGGGGAAGUGGACACGACUGGUCCGUCCGACCAUCCAGUUCUUCCUGGUGGCGUUUUCUCUCUAUGUUGGAUACACACGAGUGUCUGACUACAAACAUCACUGGAGCGACGUGCUCGUGGGUCUGCUGCAGGGGGCGCUCAUCGCUGUGCUCACUGUCCGAUAUGCGUCCGACUUCUUCAAAAAUCGCCCCCCUCGCUGCACGCGACAAGACACGGCAGAGGUUGAACACCUGGAGCGCAAACCGAGCCCGCAGCCUCCCGACUCGCAGCACGGAAACCACUACAGCUACUCUGGACCUGUAUGAGCUCCACACACACAGCUGCUUUUUUUUUUUUACUAACCUCCACUCUCUAACAGCAGCUCCUUACCAAAGAACUGUGACUUGUACAGACAACUUCAACAAACACAAAACGGCAAAAACCACUACCUGGUGAUCCUGACUAGACCUUCUCCCCACAAGUUUUACAGCUAUGAAAACGUUCAGAUUCCCAAAACCUGUUGGAACAGAAGCUCCAACGUCUCUGUGUCUUUUUUAGUCAGGGCGUGUGAUGCCAAAAUAUGUGAGUGAUUUUGUUGUGUGUGUUUUUAGAGUACAUGUGUAGCAUGUUGUCUACAAUUAUAUCUAUUUUAUGAUUUUUUUUUUUUUCUUUUUUAAAUCUGUGGUUUGAAAAGAGUUUCAGAUUUGAUGCUGUGAGUUAAACUGAAAAGUGAAAGCAAAGCCUGCUAAAGAGAUCUGUAAAUAAAAUAAAAACACCAACCAAAGAUUUCUUUGUGUCAUUGACUGGAGUGACAAAAACCUUUUUUCGAGGCUGAAUGUCUCAAAGACACUGGAGCUACAGUAUAUCCGCCAUGUUGUUUUUCUCUGCAUGUGUCUGUAUUUUUACUUUCUUUAAAAGAUGUGCAUGUGUAAUGAUGAUGGAUUGCUUUAAUGAUAUACAUGAAUAUGUAUAGUACUAACAUUUUUAUCAUGUCUGUAACUACUGUAUCAAAUAAAUUGUGUAGCCUUAAGAA
Molecule: messenger RNA, 1797 nt
Organism: Labrus mixtus (cuckoo wrasse)
Lineage: Eukaryota; Metazoa; Chordata; Actinopteri; Labriformes; Labridae
Gene: plpp2a
Product: phospholipid phosphatase 2a
Exons: 6
Coding region: 230-1090 (286 amino acids)
Biological process (GO): phospholipid metabolic process; phospholipid dephosphorylation; signal transduction
Molecular function (GO): phosphatidate phosphatase activity
Source: RefSeq, a predicted model, not a curated record